GCAAUGCGGGACGCAGACUGUGUCUGUCCCGCCCUGCCCCUUUCCCGCCGCUGGCCGCAGGCGCGCUGGGGGCGGGGCGGGGCGGGGCGUGCUGUGCUGCCGCCGGGGUAGAGGCAGGGCUGUGGCUCUGCGGCUGGACCAACCUCCGCAUCCAGCGCGGUCCCAGCUGCCUCCUGCCUCAGUACAACAUAAUGGACACAGAUUUGUUUGCCUGCAGUAUAAGCCUAGUUUUUCUCUUUUUAGUCAAGACAGAGGAGUGCCAAAUAUAUGACCUGAGUGAACAGCAUAAUCAAAGUUCAAUAUUUGUACCGACAGGGCAGCCUCUCGCUACUGAUUGUUUAUUGGGUAAUGUAUUGAAUCUUCAACAGGUGAAAAAGAACCUGACUUGGUACAGAAGUGGAGAAAAAAUGCCUGUAACUAAAAAUAAACAUUCCAGAGUACAUCAGGAAGAGAAUGUCCUUUGGUUUAUGCCUGCAACUUUAGAAGACUCUGGAUCCUAUGAAUGUAUUGUAGAGAAUGUAACAAGCUGCAACAAAAUAUAUUUAAAUAUAAACGUUUUCAAAACUGCUAAUGGUUUGUGUUACAAUAAGAAAUUUUCCUAUACUCAAUAUAUACUGAAGUCAUCAACUGCAAGUAUUGUGUGUCCUGAUCUCUACUACUUCAGAGAUAAGAAAAAUAUUUGGCCUGUGCACUGGCUUAAGGAAUGUAACCUAUUUGAAGACAAAAGAUUUCUACCCCAGAGAGAUGAACUUAUAAUAACUAACGUGAGUGGAAAAGAUGCAGGAAAUUACUUAUGUCAAGCAACAUAUAAUUAUAUGGGAAAACAAUACAAUGUUUCACGAAACAUUUAUGUAACUGUUGUAGAGAACCCAGCAAAGAAGAACACUGAGAUUCUUUAUCCAAGAAACAAUACAAUUGAAGUUAAACUUGGGUCCAGUCUCAUCAUAGACUGCAAUGUAUCAAGUUUCAAAGAUUAUUCAAUUGCUAUAUCCUGGAAAUUCAAUAAUUCUUUAGUCAAUUAUUUUUUUAACGAAAGAAUAAGAGAGGAAGAUCAAGAAGACUCUUUCUUUGCGGACCACAUGUUUUCUAUUCUGAGGCUGAACAUUACAGAAGUGAAGCAUGAAGAUUAUGGACACCACUUUGUGUGUCGUGCUGGCAAAGUUUCAGCAUACAUUGUAUUACAAAGGCCAGCUCGAAAUAUUCAAAGAUACUUGAUCGGCGGAUUCCUUUCAUUGGUGUUUCUAAUAGUUGUUGCCAUAUUAAUCUACAAGCUUUUAAAAAUUGACAUUGUGCUUUGGUAUCGAAAGUCCUGUGGUCCUUUUCUGAAUAAAGAAGUUUCAGAUGGGAAGAUAUAUGAUGCAUACGUGUUGUAUCCAAAAUCCAGCAAAGUCACCUGCAGCUGUGUAACAGAUAGCUUUGUGCUCAGGGUGCUUCCUGAGGUCUUAGAGAGACAAUGUGGAUAUACACUUUUUAUAUUUGGAAGGGAUGAUUUACCAGGAAAAGCUGUGGUCAAUGUUGUUGAUGAAACAAUUAAAGAAAGCAGAAGACUGAUCAUUGUUUUAGAACCAAAAACAUCAAGCUACAAUUUGUUAGAGGACUCUCCUGAAGAACAACUAGUUUUGUACAAUGCUCUCAUCCGAGAUGGAAUUAAAGUAAUUUUGAUUGAGCUAGCUAAAACAAUAGACUACACAAACAUGCCAGAAUCAAUCAAAUACAUUAAGCAAAAGCAUGGAGCUAUCCAAUGGGAAGGAGACAUUACACAGAAAUCAUACUUAACAAGUACAAGAUUUUGGAAAAAGGUGCAAUACCGAAUGCCACCCAGGUAUUCUGCUUCUUCAGAACUACCUUUGCGACCAGUCACCUUGAACACACCUUUCAGACAAGACAAAGAUGAGGCAUGUCAUUUUAAUGAUUCUGGGUAGCACAUUUUCUUUUGAUGGACUAUCAGAAUUUCUCGUGUGUUGUAAAAGUGCCGUUUCACUGGAAACUUUUGAGGAUUAAAGACUUAAGAAUGUUUUUGUUUUCAGAGCUUAAAGAAAAAUAAUCUCUGCUGUACAGACCUUAUUGGCAGCAUGUGCGACACUGAACAGUGAAAGAUGGAGAUGUUUCAUUUGAGUGAUAUCAUGGCAAUUGAACUUUAAACAUAAUUUUAUUGGACAUUUUGAAAUGAUUUGGAAGAGAUGGGUAAAGAGUUAACCAGAUGUGGGAAAUGAUUAUAUAGUUCCUAGAUAAUAGUAAGUCAUGCUCUGAGGCAAAUGUCAAAAUUUGUUGGAGCAAGCAAGACCAGUGGAAAGGAAUAUAAGUAUAGGACGGGUUCCGAUUCCUAACAUUACAUUUGUUAUUUCUUUGAAAGGAGCAAAUCCAAGCCUUAGAAUUGGCUUUAUACUUAUCAGUCUUCACAGGAGGUGUGGUGUCAAUCUUCGCCAACAUUAUUAAAAGUAACAGUCUUGAGGUUUUAUCAUGAUACGUAUCUUAGCAACUUCAGCCCUACAAUGUGCUCUGAACUGGGUUUGAUCAAAGGUAGUUUAGAGCAGGGGCGGGCAAUUAUUUCAGGCAGAGGGCCGCUUGCUGAGUUUUGGCAAGUCAUCGAGGGCCGCGUGACAGGCAGCCAGGGGCAGAUAAAUAUUAAUUUUCUAAAUUUUUCAGGGGUCCUGUGGGCUGGAUAGAAUGGCCUGGUGGGCCGCAUCUGGCCUGUGGGUCGCGUUUUGCCCACCCCUGGUUUAGAGGAUACAUUUGCCUACAUGCUGCUCUUCAACAAUAAAAGGACGGAAUUACUUUGGUAGCAAAUGAGAUUAGAUUAACAAUGAGGAGGUUAAGAAUCUCUUAACAUCAUGUUUUGGAAGUCAUUCACUUUUUUAAACAUGCACAGAUUUCAGCCCAAAUACUGAUGUGGAACUAAAACCACAAUAGUACAGGUUGUCCUUGUUCCUAUUUUGAGACAUGAAAGGAGUCCUUUCAAUAGUGGCUACUCAGAGGGAAAGUCUGGCCCAUUUUAAGUCAAUGGCAAAACCCCUGUUGAUUAAAGGGGACAAGGAUUUAACUUUCGGUUCCCCAGCCAGUUAAAUGGGAAUAAUACUUAACCUAAGAGGAAUGCUGGGAAUUAAAGAUGUUGAAUACUUUGGAAAUGCAAAGUAGUCUGAUCAUUAAUUGUAAACUCCUUUUCUUGUUUUGAAAAUAAGUUGCUAAAGCUAGUCUGAUUCAGUAAUUCUUUGUAGUUGAGGGUGAAAAACAGUCCUGGUAUUUCUAAGUUCUUAUCCUAGAUUGCUGUUCUGUUUUAAAAUAAUUUCAGAGGUCAGCCACUACUUAGGUUUGUUAAAUAUUUCUUAAUAUCUUUUAUUUUUGCCAUUUUUAAACCAAGAUAAUGUAUAGGACUUUUCCCCUGCAGGCAAGACAGGGUCUGAAAAGGAAAAUAUAUUUUCCUCUACAAACUUGUCCAUGAACAUACAAUAUUUACUUUUUUAAUUUUAAUUUUUAAAAAUGAGCUUAGCAAAAGUCAGUUACCUUGGCAAAUGAUGCAAACAGCUACUUGAGGUUGCCAGUAUUAUGCAGCUGUUGCAUAAUACCCACACCCUCUGACAUGGCAGGGAAAUGGUGGGUAACCUCAAACAUAUUAUUGGCAACAGCUUGCACAAGCAAAAGCCUACAAGCACAAACAAGCAAAGAACCCAUAGAGCAGUUCAGGAUCUUCUUGUGGGGCAAUAGCAUAACUGAAGAUGAAGGUAUUAUAAGGAUACCAGAAUAACUACCAAACACAGCAGAACUUUGAGAAUAUUGAAAAGCUUUUGAAAGGAUAUAUUUUCAAAAGAGAAACUGAGUAGCAAUUCCCAGAAAAUUAAACAAAAGAAGGUUAAGAAAAACGACUGCUUCUCUCUUUAUGUGGGUCCAGGUUUACAUUAGAUUAUCCUAGUGAUAUUUUUAUUUUUGCCCUAGUUGAUAUGAUUAGAAACUCAGCCUUUGUUGGGGUAAAAAAUAGCCACCAGUGCAUCUGAUAGCUGACCACAAUGCUGCUGCUGGUAGCUCAGCAAUAUACAUACAUAUAUUGCCAAUGUAUAUACAUGGAGGUAACUCAUUCAUAGGUAUUUUACCACAACAUACUAAUCAUAGACAAUUUUGUUUCCUUAUACUAUACAUUAACAGCCCUUAUAAGAGAUUCUGUUUCAGGCUUUCUGGUAGCCUCUCCUUAUUUGCUUUCAGCCUUCUCCAGCAGCCAGGAAGUGGGACCACAGCAUAGAUGGUGGAGUUCUAUUAGUUCCACCACGUGUCAGAGUUGUAACUUUAUUUCAUGAUUAUCAUGUUCUAGUGAUAUCCCCAAACCUCUUUAUUUGCAGAGAGUUAUGGCUGACUACUCUUCCACUACUGGAUGUAUUAUCACAAUUUCGUCCCUCACUUGCUGCUCCUGUUAAUUGUUACAAUAGUGAGAUGGAUGUGUUGGUGAGAUGGUGCUAUGUUAGUCUCUGGUGAUUUGUCAUUUAAAAAUAUUAAGUGGAAUGAAGAAUCUGUUUGGAGAAGCAUUUAGCUAGGCAACUGAGAUUUAAGCUUUGGAACCAGCCUAACAAGCUGAGCAGCAGUUUGUCCUUUCAUUGCAUUUGAGUGAAGGAUUCUGUUUCAUGAAAACGAAGAGAGUAUCUGUCUGUACAACUUUUACGGGUCCAAGAAUCAGCACCAUACCUAGACUCCUGGUGGCCCCGGUGAACUUUUAGUAUUGGGCCCCCCUUUGCCACAGAUAAUGAUGAUCAUAAUAAAAAAAAUUACUAUUUUCAGGCCCCCUUUCUGUCCAGGCCCCAGGCGGCCACCCGGCUAGCCUAUGCCUGCGUGUGGCUCUGCCAAGAAUUCAACAGUUUUGUGGCGGAACAUAGGUUGGUAUAUAGACCCUUUUGUCCUUGUGAAUACAAGCUGUGACCAUAUGCAGUAUCAAACCUUCAGGCCCAGUUUCUGAGCCCAGACAGUUCCAGCUCAGACCCAGACCUCAGCUACAAUUCCUGGGAGAACAAGGUAGCCUGAGACUGUAGAAGGGCAGCUUUAAACUGCCUGGUCCACCUUCUUCCUCUUGUGGCUGGAUGUGGCAUAACAGUUUUUCUUCUGGCAACAGCCACUGCAGCUUUGUGAGGUCUACCUGUUUUUGUGAUUCAGCCCUCCAGAUGGGUCAUGGUCAGCAAGGAGUGAACAGGUAGCUAUACAAACAAUAUUUCGGCAACUUCAUAUCAGGCCUUGGCUUCCAAUGCUAGUAGAGCUCAGUGACCUUGUCUCAGGGCUUUUGGUGGUCUUUUCUCCUUGGAGAGAGCUUCUUGCCAUCUUCUAUUGUGGCUGGUAGAGGAAUGCAAGCUGUUCUUCUAAGGUAAGUUGCACUCCAGGGACCCUGUAGCAAGCAGCUGAAGUCUGCUUCAACCAACUGCUAUCCCACUACAUCAUCUCUUUGUCUGUGAUAUAUAUAUAGCCUGUCAUCUGGCUCUUUUCCAGGCCAGGUAUUUCUCCCCUAGCUUCUACACUGAUGAUGGAUGAUCUGGAUCUGUUGGAGCCCACUGACUCUGACUAUAUUUCAGACAGGGACAUCUUUGGAAGCCUAAACUGGGAUUGCAGCUUUUGAAUUCUGCCUUGGUUAACAACCUUUCUCUCCCUCCCACCAGGGGCAGUGACAGCCCUGCAAGGUUAGAUUCCACCUACCUUUAACUUCACCAUUCAGGUCUUUCAAGUGGUCAGAAUCCUCCAUGAGAAGUUCAAAAGUUGAUGUUUUCUAUCUCCGAUGUAAAAAGUAGAUUAAAAAAAAUAAUAAUGAAAAGCCA
Alligator mississippiensis (American alligator) is the source of this 5780-nucleotide messenger RNA. It is a transcript of the gene IL36R, whose product is annotated as interleukin-1 receptor-like 2. The coding region runs from base 192 to 1922 and encodes 576 amino acids. Gene Ontology annotation, molecular function: interleukin-1, type I, activating receptor activity. Gene Ontology annotation, biological process: regulation of inflammatory response; signal transduction. The record is from RefSeq and is a predicted model, not a curated record. NCBI's taxonomy places the organism in Eukaryota, Metazoa, Chordata, Crocodylia, Alligatoridae. The transcript is spliced from 11 exons.